This is a messenger RNA of Diaporthe amygdali, 492 nucleotides long. RefSeq lists its product as uncharacterized. The coding region runs from base 1 to 492 and encodes 163 amino acids. Lineage: Eukaryota; Fungi; Ascomycota; Sordariomycetes; Diaporthales; Diaporthaceae. The transcript has 2 exons. The record is from RefSeq and is a predicted model, not a curated record.
AUGGCAGGACUGGACCCCAACCGUAACACUCGAUAUGAGUACACUAACGCGGCACUGUCCAAGCCAGCCCCUGAAGAUGCGGACCCCAAGUGGAUGGAGCUGAACAACACGCUCAAGAACCUGAUGGAGAAGCUCAUCAACCACGAAUCCAUGCGUGAAAAUGCACAGCAGCCCUACAUGACGCCAGCUGCCAGCAAGAAUCAGGUCUACUUCGUAUGGGAUUUCGUUGGCCGUACCCUGGCUAUGAUGGACGCCGUCCCCCCACAGCUCCAGGCCAGCCCUCAGUGGAGCCCGGCGGUCGAGAAGAUGUGGAAGGGCGAGAUCGUCGGCAGGUCUACCGUGGUCGCGGGCCUGAUAUCUGGCGAUACCAGCGGCGACCCUAAGCUGAGCAUGUUGAUCCGGUCAAUGAAUCCGAGUCAGUCUGGAUCGCAACCCGAGUUCGGUGUUGAGAUAAAGCAGUUAGCCAACAGGCUGCAGGAAAUUCGCGCCUAG